Messenger RNA from Piliocolobus tephrosceles (Ugandan red Colobus), 718 nucleotides. RefSeq lists its product as uncharacterized. The transcript has 5 exons. The record is from RefSeq and is a predicted model, not a curated record. Lineage: Eukaryota; Metazoa; Chordata; Mammalia; Primates; Cercopithecidae. The coding region runs from base 1 to 360 and encodes 119 amino acids.
AUGGAAGUCUCCAAGCCUGUGCCAUCCACCUGCCAAGGAAAAGCACAAGCCUACAGUUUGAACAUUUAUUCACCUCCUGAGCUUGUACAACAGUCGUGGGAGUUGCGGCAGAAGCAAGUGAAAGGCCAGAUGAGCGCUUCUAGGCUUGGGAGGAAGAGAGAGGGAGAGCUCCCCAUCUCUCCCGUUUUCCAGGCGUUCCUGAGAUGUUUUUCUGGAGCUCAAAGCUUUAAGCAAAUGCAGGGUGGCCCAUCACCUGGCAGACAUCUUAGUGAACAGGAGCAGCGGUCUGGGAGACUGCUGGGCUGGCCUAACACCUGGCGCUGUGGUACAGGCAAGAGGGCAGCCACCGAGGAUUCUUGAGGAGAGAGACCAUAGUAUGAAUGAAAGAGUUGGAAAGACGAAUUUAAGGCACUGGAGGCUGAAUCCUUUAUUUUGCUAGAAGAAAAACUGAAUGCCAGAAGGGCCGCACUUUGCCCAAAGCUAUACAGCCAUCAGGGGCAAUGCUGGGACUCUCCCAUGGAUCUCUUGGCUCCUAAUACAGUGCUCUUUCUGAUAUGCCAUCUGGCUCCGUAAUGAACGUGGUGUUCCAGGAAAAUCAGUCUGCGCUGAACAGGAUGGAAUUGGGGCAGGAUGUCCAGUGAGGAGGACAUUUAGGCAGCAGAGCAAAUGAUUGCCAAAUGACCACCUAUCCUACUUAAAAGAUCAACCUCGGGGUGGA